Aphis gossypii (cotton aphid) is the source of this 3747-nucleotide messenger RNA. RefSeq lists its product as uncharacterized. The transcript has 11 exons. NCBI's taxonomy places the organism in Eukaryota, Metazoa, Arthropoda, Insecta, Hemiptera, Aphididae. The coding region runs from base 1184 to 2977 and encodes 597 amino acids. The record is from RefSeq and is a predicted model, not a curated record.
GUUAAUUAAAUAGGUACAUCUCAUAAAAGUUUAGUGAAUUCAAUUUACAAUCCAACUUAUGACCAAGAUACAUUGGGUAAAAAUACCUAAGGUUUAAAUAUAGUGAUUGGAGGUAGGUUCCUUAAGUGGUAAUAACUAUAAGAGUUUAGAAAUAUAUUAUUAUCUAUUUACUCAAAAAUUGCUCAUUAAUAUUCAAAUCAGAUUCUUUAGUGAUAUUAUAUCAUAAUUGUGCAGCUAUUGGAUAGUAAACUUAAGCAAUAGUCUUACAAUCAGAGGUUAUAACAACUACGACCCUUACGGAAAAUAUUUGGUUGGUACAAAGUACAUAUUUAAAAAACAUCAAUCUAAGGCUUACUUAGAAUAACUGAUAAAUGCAAAAUGUUUUUCAUUUGGACUGAACAACAAGAACUAGCAUGUCGAUAAGACAUCAGAAGGAAAUAUAGAAACUGUAUAAUAUGGGGAUUCGCUCUGAUACGGGGUAAAACCAUAAUUGGAUUUUCAGACAUAUUGUAUAAUUUUAAAGUUUUACAGUUUACACGGAUCCGAUACAACAUUCACAAAUUCAUAACUAUGUUUAAAUAAAAAUUAAAAAUAGCAGAUUAGAAUGACAAUAUGUUAUUAAAUAACAGCCUCAUAUAAUGAUAAUAUUUUUGUUGUGGGCACACACUGAGAUAGAUAAGAUAUACUGGAGCGCGGACUCGGCCGUAAAAACGAGCCGUCGUGUUUGACGUUAUCCCCACCACCGAAGGGCAAAACAUUUCAUUUUUACAUCUUAUCUAUCUCAGUGCGGGAACAUGACAUCAGAAUGGGAGAUCAGCAGUUGUUCGAAAAACGAUAAGGACCCGAGAAGCGAUAAUCAAUAAAUCUUACCAACCGUUGAAAGCAAAAAUAUGGGCAUCGUUUUUAACUCUGAGACCUACCAUAGGUGGUGCUGUUAAGCAAAUCGAGAGAUAAUUUUGUUUUGAAUAUAUGUUAUUCAGUGCUUAUCUAACUAUCUUUAUCAUUUUUCGAACAACUACCCUACACACCAUGCCAGAAUCAUGCGUAUCAGAGCUACGACACACUACCUCAUUAUUUCUAUCAUGAAAUUGUAAUAUUGCGAUAAUUACAAAAUUUAAGCUGUGACUGGAGACUGACUGUAUUUAACAUUCGAUAUUACCUUAAUUGAUUCAAUCCAACGAAAAUGGCGAUGAGGGCUGGAACUGCACUAUCAUUUGAAAACCCGACCACACUGAAAAAUUGCAUUAGCUAUUCGAAAUUUGAUAACUAUGGAUGGCAGACAUUAUAUAUAAAUUAUAUGUCAAAUGUUAUGAAAAUAAUUAAUAUUCAUGGUGAUAUACGAGUAAGCCGUUUGUAUUUGCUUAUACAACUUGAUGUAAAAAAAAAUAACUUAGAUGAUACUCUUAAAACACUGGAAAGAGAAGAAAUAUUAAUACAACCGCCAGAAUCAAUACAAUUAACAUAUAACAUAAAAGAAAUUAUAAAAGAUGCCGAUCCCAUUUACUUAGAUCUAGUUGGAGAAUAUUAUGCCUAUGAUAAUGAAAAACUAUACGAAUUCAUUGGUCAAAUUACUACAAAUAAGAAAAUCUAUCCAAGACUUAAGGAGUACAAUGAACGUGUUAAUCAUUUAGCUACUAUAAAAAGUUUAAGAGAUGAUUUCAAAGUUCAAGAGUUUUUAAAGAUGUGCCCUGAUCCAGUUAAUUACUUCACAAAUAUUAAAUUGAAUUCAAUUAAUACACAUUACAAUGAAUCACUGUCUUAUUUAAGUAACAGGUUCGAUCUUCUUCCAUUGGACAAGUUACGUGAUGAACUGCCUAAACAUGGUUUUAAUUUAUCAAAAACUGUGGACUCUUUGGUAGCUGAUCCUAAACCUUUUUAUUUAAAAAAGAAAAGAAAAUGGUUUGGUAGUCGUCAUCAGAUUAAUUAUAAGACAACAGAAAAUAUUGAAUUUUUAAAAGAAAUUGCAUACCUCGAUCAUAAAGAUGAAAUUCUGAAUUAUAUAGAGUCUGUAAAAACUGAACAUAGAAUUCAAGUGGAACAAGCUAAGUGUAUUGGCAAUCUAAACGCUUGUGAAUGCUGUCUCGAUAAUGAACUAUUAACUACUGAAGUGUUUUCAUGUCCAGCUGGACAUACAUUUUGUUCUUCUUGUAUAAAAAAAGGUACAGAAGUUGCAGUUGGUGGAGGUAAGGUGGAUAUUAAGUGCUUUGCUAAUUGUGAUGAAGAAUUCAAUCUAACAAUGAUAAAAAGUAUUGUUGAUGACAAACUAUAUCAACGUAUUAUGAGUUUGAAGCAAGCACAAGAAAUUAAAGCAGCUGGCAUUGAAGGACUUGAAACUUGUGCAUUUUGUGAUUAUUCUGUUAUUUUAUCCCCCGAUCUCAAGAUUAUUAACUGUUUGAAUCCUGAAUGCAAAAAAGAAACUUGCAGGAAAUGUCGAGAAGAAAGUCAUUUGCCAUACAGAUGUGAUCAAAUAGAAAGAGCACCAGAAGUAGAAGUCAGAACUAUGAUUGAAAACAAAAUGACUGAAGUACUCAUAAGAAUUUGUUAUUAUUGUAAACGUAAGUUUGUCAAGGGAGAUGGAUGCAACAAAAUGACUUGCAGUUGUGGUAAACAAAUGUGUUACAUAUGUAGACAGCCAGUUGAUUCUAAAAAUUAUGCUCAUUUUUACAACGAGAAAGUGAUAAAAAAUAGGUGCCCAAUGUUCACGGAUGAAAAUAUUGUACAUGCUACUGCUGUAGAAGCAGCUGCUAGAUUGAUAAUCAAUGAACUGAAAAUUACGAAACCAGAAUUGUUGAGGAAUAUUGAUAUCAACAAGAUUUUGCCGGCAUUAAAAAAUCCAAAUAAGAUUCCAACUACUCAGCAAUCUGCUUUAGCUAUAAAUAAACUAGUCGCUACAAUUAUUGGUGAAAACGUUGAAGAUAUUAAUAAUCUCAAAGAUAUGAGAUCAUUGGGACCGCAAGUUAAAAAACCUAAGCAUUGAAUUGCCUUACCAUCAGCAGAUUUGUUAAUAUUGCAAAUGUUUAUAAAUGUGACUAGUUAUAAAGUACAAUUUUCAGACCAGUGUUCUUAAUUUUUAUUUGCAUACUUUCAAGUUGAUAUUUUUUAAUUAAAUCUUGGCCAUUCUUUAUUAUAUUAUAUAAUUUAAAGAAUUAAUAUUUAUAUAUAAUUUAAUCAAAUUGAAAUUGGAUAUGUCAUCAGAAUAAAAAUUAUCUUACAUUUCCAAAUUAUUUUUUAUUAUUAUUUUUUUCCACUUUUAGCUUUAUUUUAGAUUUAAAAAAGUUUAUUCUAAUCAUUAAGUUAUAACCAAAACAGUAUCACUUGAAUAAUGUAUUACAUACAAGUUGAUAUAUGACGGUCAAUUGAUUUAUGUUAAAAUCAUGAAGAAUCUUUUAGACUUGAAGCGAUUUAAGUGAAUAAUAAUUUAAUUCAGACUGUAUCGGUGUAGGUGAUAAAUUAUUUACAUUGUCAAAGUAAAAAAUUACAGUCAUCAAAAAUUAAAAAUAAAUCAAAUGCAACCAAUUUGAUUGUUUUUUUAGGACUACCAUCUUGUAAAUAUUCCUUUGCGCCUACAAUAAAACUAUUUAACUAUACUAUUACUCAUCUAAGUAAAGUUUUUAAAAUAAUUGUUUACUAUUAGCCAUAAAUUAUUAGUAAAGGUUGUAAAUGUUUUACUGAAUCUUAUAAAUUACAUUCUUUAACAAUAUUUAAAAAAUUAAUUUGUUAUGUCAUUGUGUAUUAAUUUAAUACUUG